GUUCUCGUCCCCUCAUUCUCUCUGGGUUGUAGGCAUGGGGUCUCUUACUUGCUUGCUUUUUCUGGUACUGUCUCUAGUUCUUCUCGUUCAUGCGGCAGACCUCUACAAAGUCUUAGAGCUCUCCAAAUCUGCCUCGGAGCAGGAUAUUCGCAAGGCGUACAAGAAGCUCAGUCGAAAAUAUCAUCCGGACAAGAACAAGGAACCUGGCGCGGAAGAGAAGUUCGUGGAGAUCGCUCAUGCCUAUGAGGUCUUGUCCGACUCUACCAAACGGCAAAUCUACGAUCGCCAUGGCGAGGAAGGUCUCAAGGCGCACGAAGGCGGACAUCAGCACCACGCGAACCCCUUCGAUAUGUUCCAGAGUUUCUUCGGAGGGGGCGGAUAUGGCGGACAUCAAGUGCGCAAGGGCCCCACCUCCACAAGCGAGUUUGAAAUCUCACUUGCGGACAUCUACACUGGCGCGAGCAUCGACUUCAUGGUCAAGAAGCGCAUCCUGUGUGACCACUGUCGUGGUACCGGCGCCGCCUCUUCGAGCGACAUUCACGAAUGUAAGGCCUGUAACGGCCAAGGUGUCCGCAUUGUUCGCCAGCAGAUCAUGCCCGGUAUGAUCACGCAGUCUCAAGUUACGUGCAACGAGUGCGGUGGGCGCGGUCGUGUGAUUGGCAAGAAAUGCCCUCACUGUAAUGGGAACAAAGUGAUGGACCACACGCAACACUAUACUCUGGAGGUUCCGAAGGGCGCGCCGGAGGGCCAUGAGGUCGUGUUUGAAGGCGAGGCGGACGAGAGUCCGGACUGGGAGCCCGGAGAUGUUGUCAUCAGGAUCAGGAGCAAGAAGGAGCGUGGUGGAUGGCGGAGGAAGGAGAGCGGGUUGUACUGGAAAGAGACCAUAUCCAUAGAAGAAGCCCUGCUGGGUUUCGAGCGCAACCUAACACACUUAGACGGGCACAUCAUAGAAUUGCAGCGUCAUGGUGUAACGCAGCCAGGCUACGUACAGACUAUUAAGGGAGAAGGCAUGCCCAUCUUCGACACGCCAUCGGAACACGGCGACUUGUAUGUCGAGUACAACGUCGUUCUCCCUACAGAGAUUUCGCCAGAAACUAAGAAGCGGCUACAUGCUGCGUUCCACCCCGAAGCAACCGGGAGCCAUCCAACGGACGAGUUAUAGACUUAUUGGGUUGUAAAGUAUAUUU
This is a messenger RNA of Dichomitus squalens LYAD-421 SS1, 1187 nucleotides long. Its product is annotated as DnaJ-domain-containing protein. Gene Ontology annotation, biological process: response to heat; protein refolding. The transcript is spliced from 7 exons. NCBI's taxonomy places the organism in Eukaryota, Fungi, Basidiomycota, Agaricomycetes, Polyporales, Polyporaceae. The record is from RefSeq and is a predicted model, not a curated record. Gene Ontology annotation, cellular component: cytoplasm. The coding region runs from base 35 to 1162 and encodes 375 amino acids. Gene Ontology annotation, molecular function: ATP binding; Hsp70 protein binding.